Phalaenopsis equestris is the source of this 1430-nucleotide messenger RNA. Its product is annotated as ATP-citrate synthase alpha chain protein 2. Gene Ontology annotation, biological process: succinyl-CoA metabolic process; tricarboxylic acid cycle. Gene Ontology annotation, molecular function: succinate-CoA ligase (ADP-forming) activity. The record is from RefSeq and is a predicted model, not a curated record. Bases 116 to 1387 code for a protein of 423 amino acids. The transcript is spliced from 13 exons. Lineage: Eukaryota; Viridiplantae; Streptophyta; Magnoliopsida; Asparagales; Orchidaceae. Gene Ontology annotation, cellular component: succinate-CoA ligase complex.
CACGCCCCCCUUGCCGCUCUCCCCUCCUGAUAAAUAAAACCAGCAUCUAUCUACUCUCCGGUUCUUCAAUCCAUUCGUCGUCCCUUAUUUCCCCCUAAUUACGGCAUAGAAGAAAAUGGCGAGGAAGAAGAUCCGGGAAUACGAUUCAAAGCGACUCUUGAAGCAGCAUCUCCGGCGACUCUGCGGCAUCGAGCUUCACAUUAGAUCCGCUCAGAUAACGGAAUCCACCGAAAUCAAUGAAUUGGUGGAGAGGGAACCGUGGCUUUUGUCAGAGAAGUUGGUGGUGAAGCCGGACAUGUUGUUUGGGAAGCGCGGCAAGAGUGGGCUGGUGGGGCUUAAUCUUGAUCUAAAUCAAGUCGCUUCAUUCGUUAAGGAUCGUCUUGGGAAGGAGGUAGAGAUUGGGGGAUGCAAAGGCCCGGUAACCACUUUCAUUGUAGAGCCUUUUGUACCGCACUCCCAAGAAUUUUAUCUCUCCAUCGUUUCUGAUCGUCUUGGCUGCAAUAUUAGCUUCUCAGAAUGUGGUGGGAUUGAAAUCGAAGAGAAUUGGGACAAGGUUCGGACUGUUUUCAUUCCAUGUGAGACAUCAUUGACUUCAGACAACUGUGCUUCUUUGAUAGCAACCCUGCCGCUGGAGCUAAAGGGAAAGAUUGAAGAGUUUAUCAAAGCUGUCUUCAUUUUGUUCUUAGACUUGGACUUUACCUUUCUCGAGAUGAAUCCUUUUACAUUGGCUAAUGGAAAUCCUUAUCCGUUGGAUAUGAGGGGAGAGCUGGAUGACACUGCUGCUUUUAAGAACUUUAAGAAGUGGGGUGAUAUUGAAUUCCCAAUGCCUUUUGGUAGGGUGAUGAGUGCUACAGAGACUUUUAUCCAUGGCCUGGAUGAGAAGACGAGCGCAUCUUUGAAAUUCACAGUCUUGAACCCUCGAGGGAGGAUAUGGACAAUGGUAGCUGGAGGAGGUGCUAGUGUCAUUUAUGCUGACACGGUUGGUGAUUUGGGCUAUGCUUCUGAGCUCGGAAAUUAUGCAGAAUACAGUGGAGCUCCGAAGGAGGAUGAAGUUUUGCAAUAUGCUCGAGUUGUCAUUGAUUGCGCAACUUCAAAUCCUGAUGGCCGCAAGAGGGCUCUUCUGAUUGGAGGAGGAAUAGCCAACUUUACAGAUGUUGCUGCUACAUUCAAUGGAAUUAUUAGAGCUUUAAGAGAGAAGGAAGCCAAGCUGAAAGCUGCGAGAAUGCAUGUUUAUGUGAGAAGAGGAGGCCCAAAUUAUCAGGCUGGCCUAGCAAAAAUGCGAAAACUUGGGGAGGAAGUUGGCAUCCCUCUUGAAGUGUAUGGACCUGAGGCGACUAUGACUGGUAUCUGCAAGCAGGCAAUCGAAUGUAUUACUGCUGCUGCAUAAGCUCCAAAGGAACUCAAUUAUUUUCCUAAGCUUUAGCAUAUAU